UAUAAUUAUAUAUGAUAACAAUAUAACACGUGCAUUCUUAUCAUGAUAUAAUUAUCAUAAAUAAGUGAUUUAGGUUUCUCCAUUUGCUGACGAGAUAUGAAAGUUACUUUUGCAACGCGGCGCUUCAAUGAAUUCUUUUUUCUCACAGCUUACAACAUUUUUCACCUCGGAAUGUACUCCGCAGUUUAUCAUUGAAAUUCUUUCCCCUGUAACUUUUUUCACUAUCUACAUUAUAAAAUACAACUCCUAUAGCCUUAAUAUGGACACUGUAAGUGAUCGAUUAACAAAUUCUGAAUUACUCAUGUGAACACAUCUCACAAUAAUCCUCAUCGCGCUUCAUUUCUUGUUAAACUUUGCAAAAAUGAAUGGUAGAUAAAGUAUUUGUUGGAACUACUUCAAUAUACGUUUGAUGAGCUGAAAGACGAAGGUGAAAUAGCUAUUAUAGAGGAGUACGGGAAUGUCGGCAAACGUUAUACUAUUGCGCUCACAGGCAAGACAACGCAUCGUUUUAAUGUUUAUUCACGUACAUAAUAAAACACCUGUGCCACGAUAAUUCUUUUAAACCGUCCGUUAGUGUUCGGUGUUUGCGGCAUAACUGUUCUUACGAUGCUCUCAUUUUGGCCGACCAUUCUCGACAUUGUGUUGCCUGCGAACGAAUCUCGACCGCAUCCGCAGCUGCAGAUCAUGACAGAAUAUUUCAUCGAUCCGGAAAAGUAUUUCUUUUUCAUUCUGUUGCAUGCGAAUGCGGCAUAUUGCAUAGGCGGGCUCGUAAUGCUGGCGAUAGGCACGAUGAACAUUGCGUACAUUCAACUCAUCUGCGGCAUAUUCAAGAUCAGCAGUUAUCGCAUGGAGCAGAUUAUGAUGAUCUGUACCGUAAACAAUGCUGGGAAUCAAAAUUUAAUUCAUAAAGGGAUCGUUUAUGCUGUGAAAAUGCAUCGUAGAGCUAUGAGAUUUAUCAAAGUUUAUAUAUCUAAGAUGGAAGUGCCCUUCUUCCUUAUAAUAGUGGCAGGAGUAAUUUCCUCGAGCCUCAAUCUUUUUCGACUUUUUCAGGAGAUAUCGGUCGGAUUUGACUUAAGGAAAAUGAUAUUGCCCACUAUAUUUUUAUAUAUCUUUUAUAUAUACGUAAUCCUCGCCAACAAUUGUGCUCAACAAAUUAUGGAUCACAACGAUCACGUAUUUGCUACUGUGUAUAAUAUUGAAUGGUAUGAGGCUCCUUUAACUAUACAAAAAAUGAUAUUGUUCAUGCUGCAAAAGGGCAAUAAACCUUUUCUCGUGAAUCUUGGAGGAGUAUUCACAGCAUCCUUAGAAAGCGCCGCCAAGUUGAUGAGUACUUCAAUGUCUUACUUCACUGUUCUUUAUUCUACACAAUAAGAAUCUACGAUGGAAAAUAAUCCAAGCGCUCUGUCAAAACAAACGGCACAAUAAAUGUUGGACCGGAGUGUUAACCGCUUGUGCGCGGAUUAAAAAUUUCUAUAUAUAAUAAAUUCCUGGUUUUAUAGAAAGUACAAAAUUAAGAAUGAACAAUAUUAUAUUUGAUGAGGAAUAUUUAUCGAGUUAGGUUUUGUUUAAAUAUCAUUGUAAUUAAGUGCUACCAGAAAUUAUGGAAAAUUUUACUAAGCCACACACAAGAGAAAUAUAAUAUAAUA
This is a messenger RNA of Harpegnathos saltator (Jerdon's jumping ant), 1646 nucleotides long. RefSeq lists its product as uncharacterized. Gene Ontology annotation, molecular function: olfactory receptor activity; odorant binding. Bases 607 to 1371 code for a protein of 254 amino acids. The transcript has 6 exons. Gene Ontology annotation, cellular component: plasma membrane. The record is from RefSeq and is a predicted model, not a curated record. Lineage: Eukaryota; Metazoa; Arthropoda; Insecta; Hymenoptera; Formicidae. Gene Ontology annotation, biological process: sensory perception of smell; detection of chemical stimulus involved in sensory perception of smell.